Molecule: messenger RNA, 1203 nt
Organism: Phymastichus coffea
Lineage: Eukaryota; Metazoa; Arthropoda; Insecta; Hymenoptera; Eulophidae
Gene: Crzr
Product: gonadotropin-releasing hormone receptor
Exons: 5
Coding region: 1-1203 (400 amino acids)
Biological process (GO): neuropeptide signaling pathway
Cellular component (GO): membrane
Molecular function (GO): corazonin receptor activity
Source: RefSeq, a predicted model, not a curated record
AUGCCGCCGUUUUCGGCUCGCCUGAUCGCGGACGUUGCGUCAAUUGACCCCGACCAACGUACCGGUGCUUCGGCGAGUCGAGCGGCCAGUCACGUUGUGGCUCGAAGGCUUGGGCCCUGCGGGAGUGGUGUCGGCGCUAUGGAGGUGGACGGGCCGUCGAUGCCCUCGCCGUCUCCUCCGCCGCCGUCGCCGGUCCUCCCCGUGCCGACUGUUGAGCGCGCCUCGACAUCAUCAGAGGCGUGCCCACCAGUAAGACGCGAGGGUGCACGCUCGGAAAGGUCGUUGCCGAUGAAUACGCCGGCUAGAGUAGGCGCCUCGAAUCCUGAGUAUAAUGAAAGCUUUUCAGAACACGCUCCUCAAUUGAGUACUAGUGGCUGUACUAAAACUAUCAUUUUAUCACUUAUAGCUUUAAUAAGCUUAUGCAUAAAUUGUCUAACUGUUUGGUCAAUUUUAUCUAACAAAAAAAGAAAGCAUAGCUAUACAGCAAUUAAUUUUCUAAUUAUACAGCUUUCUAUUGCCGAUCUUUUUGUAACUGUUUUUUGUAUUGGAGGUGAAGCUCUGUGGAGCUACACUAUAUCCUGGCCUUGGGGAAAUACUGCGUGUAAAGCCUUCAAGUUUUUCCAAAUGUUCAGCCUUUAUCUAAGUACCUUUAUACUGGUUUUUAUUGGUAUAGAUCGUUUUAUUGUUGUUAAGUAUCCAAUCAAAAAUAUUAAAAGUGAUCUAAGAUAUCCUCAAAUCAUUGCAUCAAUCUGGAUUUUCUCAUUAAUACUUAGUAUUCCUCAGGUGGUGAUAUUUCAUGUUGCUCAAGGACCAUUUGUCGAAAAAUUUUCGCAAUGCGUAACUUAUGGUUUUUACACUGAGUCUUGGCAAGAGCAGUUGUAUACUACAUUGAGUCUAAUUUUUAUGUUUAUUCUACCACUUUUAAUUUUAAUCACAUCAUACGUUUCUACUGUUAUUACUAUUGCUCGAAGUGAAAGAGUCUUUAAGUCAAAAAUAAUGUAUAACCACACAAUCAAUAAUAGAGGAGACUUGAGUCGUGAAAGAUUAUUGCAGAGAGCUAAAAUUAAAUCACUGCGUAUUAGCGUUGUGAUAGUGAUAGUUUUCUUACUGUGGUGGGCUCCAUAUUAUAUUAUGAUGAUUAUAUUCAUGUUUUUGGAUCCGGAUCGAGAUAACAUAAUAUUAAUUUUCAAUUCUAUGAAAUGA